Aspergillus steynii IBT 23096 is the source of this 2202-nucleotide messenger RNA. RefSeq names its product replication factor A subunit protein RFA1. The record is from RefSeq and is a predicted model, not a curated record. Gene Ontology annotation, molecular function: DNA binding. Bases 156 to 1973 code for a protein of 605 amino acids. The transcript is spliced from 6 exons. Gene Ontology annotation, biological process: DNA repair; DNA replication; DNA recombination. NCBI's taxonomy places the organism in Eukaryota, Fungi, Ascomycota, Eurotiomycetes, Eurotiales, Aspergillaceae. Gene Ontology annotation, cellular component: nucleus.
CUUCAGCAUCAAGCCAACGGUCCCUGAGCUAAGCUAGUCAAAGAACAUUCUUUCAUACUACUACUAGUGUAUCAGUUCCUGGUAGCUCCUAUCGCUAGCUUUUAACGUGCUGUACCCUGAAGCUGAUAAUUGGAUCAUAUGUGACUUCAAUCACAAUGACCUCAGAAGGAGCUUCGCAAAUUUCCAUUGGCGCACUCAGUGCCAUCUUUGAUGAAACCAAACCUCAAGUUUCGGAACCUAUUGUUCAAUGCGUUCAGAUCAAGCCUUUGCCGCCCCAGCAAAAUCAGGCGGAACGGUAUAGGGCAGUUUUUAGUGACAUAUCAAAUUAUGUUCAAACAAUGCUCGCAACACAAGCAAAUCCACUCGUUACGAGUGGCCUCCUCCGCAAAGGAUGUUUUGUUAAACUGAAGGCCUUUCAAGCAAACUCGGUCAAAGGGAAAAAGAUUCUUAUCAUCCUCGACCUUGAAGUUCUGCAAAAUUUGGGCGAAGCCGAGAAAAUUGGUGAACCGAAACCCCUAGAAAGCAAAGCGGACGAAGAAGACAAGCCUCAACCAACCACAAUUUCUAGUCAUGGGUUCUAUGGAUCGAGCAUCCACGGUGCUCAAGUGCAAGGCAAUGAUCAUACCCCACCGGCACGACCAACCGCAACCUCCGGGCAUGCCACCAUAUAUCCGAUUGAGGCAAUUUCUCCAUAUGCGCAUAAAUGGACCAUCAAAGCCCGUUGUACCAGCAAAUCGAACAUCAAGACUUGGCACAACAGAAAUGGAGAGGGUAAACUUUUCAGCGUCAACUUGCUGGAUGACAGUGGAGAGAUUCGUGCAACUGGAUUCAAUGAUCAGUGUGACAUGCUGUACAAUGUUUUCCAGGAGGGCAGCGUCUACUACAUCUCCAGCCCGUGUCGUGUUCAGAUUGCUAAAAAGCAAUUUACAAAUCUCAAUAACGAUUAUGAACUUACAUUUGAAAGGGACACAGUUGUUGAAAAGGCGGAAGAUCAGAGUGAUGUUCCUCAAGUCCGAUUCAAUUUCACAGUCAUAGGCGAUCUCCAGUCUGUUGAAAAGGAUAGCACUAUUGACGUGAUUGGAGUGCUCAAGGAUAUUGGUGAACCCUCUCAGAUUGUGUCGAAGACCACAAACAAGCCGUACAACAAACGUGAACUUACAUUGGUCGAUAACACAGGCUUCUCUGUCCGCCUGACGGUCUGGGGAUCCACGGCUAUAAACUUCAGUGGUGCUCCUGAGUCUGUUGUAGCAUUUAAAGGGGUCAAAGUCUCAGAUUUUGGCGGCAGAAGUUUGAGUCUGUUGAGCUCAGGCUCAAUGGCGGUCGACCCCGACAUUGAAGAAGCCCAUAAAUUGAAGGGGUGGUAUGAUGCACAGGGCAGAGUUGAAGUCUUCACCUCACACGCUUCUGUGCUUGGUGCUUCCACAUCCACAUCGAAAGCUGAGCAAUUCAAGACUGUUGCACAGGUUCGUGAGGAGCAGCUGGGCAUGUCAGACGAUGCUGUCUAUUUCUCACUCAAAGCAACGGUUAUCUAUAUUAAGCAAGAUAACAUGUGCUAUCCUGCCUGUCUUUCAGAUGGGUGUAACAAAAAGGUGACCGAGCUCGAUCCUGGCCAAUGGCGCUGCGAGCGCUGCGAUAAAACCCACCCAAAGCCCGAGUAUCGUUAUAUAAUGCUUAUUAAUGUCAGCGACCAUACCGGCCACCUCUGGCUCAGUUGCUUUGACGAGGUAGGCAGGUCAAUGAUGGGUGCUCCCGCGGAUCAUUUGAUGCAAUUGCGCCAAGAUGAGAAUGAGAAGACAAUUGGGGACAUAUUCCAGGAUGCCAAUUGUAGGACCUGGAAUUUCAGAUGUAGAGCAAAGAUCGACCAUUUUGGUGAUCAGCAGCGCAUCCGCUACCAGAUAUCCUCCGCCAAACCCAUCAACUGCUCCGAGGAGGCUUCUCGCCUUGCGAAUAUGAUCGAGAGCUAUGGCAUAUGAAUCCUUGAUCUUUGAUUCUCAAAUUGACCGUACUGAAUUCGCACAUGCUUUACACAUCCCCAAAAAAAAGUGUGCUAGCGGAAACUUUUCUGGUAGUUGUGAAAUGAUCUCUCGGUCAUUCAGGACUCCCAUCUUAAGGAAACGACUCGAUUGAUUAGCUGUUGGUAGCUCUGCCUAGCUUUGGUUUCAACACGGUUGAUAAUCUAGUACGCAAGAAAAAUGACCCUCC